CACCCAAGCAUCAAGGUGAGGAAAACAAGUCAGGGAUCUUAUAUUUCAAGUUUCUUGAUGAUGCCUAAAGAAGUUGAAUCCGGGGCUGAAUUUGAAUAUAGCUAUUGAUGUUUAUCUUUUUUCCUUUUGGCAGAUGUGAAUUGUAUGUUCAGGUUAUUUGAGCUGUUGAUUGGCUAUGACUUUGACUAUGAUGAAUACCACAGGUAAAUGAAGGGGAUGGUGCAUUUUACAGACCAAAGAUAGAUACCAAUGUAUCUGAUGCAUUGAACAUGAAGUUUCAGUGUGCAACAUUACAGAUUGAUUUUCAGCUACCUGCUCGCUUUGAGCUGUAUUACUCAGCAGAGGGUGAAGAAGGCAAGAAGGAGGCACCUGUUAUGAUACACAUAGCCAUUUUCGGUUCUGUUGAGCGUUCUCUAGCAAUAACAGUGGCAAAUCCAACUGAUCUUGUAAAAGUUAGACUUCGAGCUGAGAAAAAAUUGCCACCAGGCGCACCAAGGCGCUAUUCUGGCACAUUGAAUGCAUCUUCCACCAUCUUGAGACAGGAAGGAGUUGGGGUUCUCUGGACUGGAAUUGGACCUAACAUUGCAUGUAAUGCUAUGAUUAAUGCUGCUGAACUAGCUAGAUAUGAUCAAGUGAAGCAGACACUUCUGAAAAUUCUCGGGUUAAAGGCAAUGUUGUCACUCAUCUUUUUGCUGGUCUGGGGAGUUUGUUUUGGCAGGUCAGUGUGGAUUAAAGAUGGGCAGAUCUGGUACCUCUCCCUUGACAAUAAUGUAGGGUAUAGGUUUCAAACGAAACAGAUGUACUGAUUUGGUUGGUUUAGCAUGAAGCUCAAGUUGGUUGGAGGUGACUCUGCUGGCGUUGUGACAGCUUACUAUGAAGAGUGAUCCCAGUGAGUUUGGUUUACAGCUUUGGGACUCUAUUGCUCGAUAUGCUCAGUGGCAAACAUAUUCCCCCAAGCUUCGAAAUUGAGCUUUGGGACCCUUGUUCUUCUUCAAAAGGAAACUUCGUUGAAGCAAAAAGAUAUUAUAUCAGCUUUUGAUUCAUAUGUAGCUAUAGCUAGGAAUGCUUUCUUGUUUGGUACAUUAUUUGGUUACUUGAAUGUAUGGAUUUUUGAAAAAUGGUAAUUGAAAUGAUAUUGAUCAGAGUACU
Messenger RNA from Rosa rugosa (rugosa rose), 1149 nucleotides. Its product is annotated as mitochondrial uncoupling protein 1-like. The coding region runs from base 270 to 806 and encodes 178 amino acids. Gene Ontology annotation, biological process: mitochondrial transmembrane transport. Lineage: Eukaryota; Viridiplantae; Streptophyta; Magnoliopsida; Rosales; Rosaceae. Gene Ontology annotation, molecular function: oxidative phosphorylation uncoupler activity. The transcript is spliced from 9 exons. The record is from RefSeq and is a predicted model, not a curated record.